Messenger RNA from Drepanopeziza brunnea f. sp. 'multigermtubi' MB_m1, 933 nucleotides. RefSeq lists its product as uncharacterized. NCBI's taxonomy places the organism in Eukaryota, Fungi, Ascomycota, Leotiomycetes, Helotiales, Drepanopezizaceae. Gene Ontology annotation, biological process: translational initiation. Gene Ontology annotation, molecular function: translation initiation factor activity; RNA binding; ribosome binding. The record is from RefSeq and is a predicted model, not a curated record. Gene Ontology annotation, cellular component: eukaryotic 48S preinitiation complex; eukaryotic translation initiation factor 2 complex.
AUGUCUUUGACAAAUUGUCGGUUCUACGAGGAGAAGUUCCCAGAGAUCGAUAGCUUCGUCAUGGUCAACGUCAAGCAGAUUGCGGAAAUGGGUGCCUAUGUCAAGCUCCUCGAAUACGACAACAUCGAUGGCAUGAUCCUGCUUUCCGAACUGUCCAGACGUCGUAUUCGAAGUAUCCAAAAGCUCAUCAGAGUCGGACGAAAUGAGGUAGUUGUGGUUCUCAGAGUAGAUAAGGAGAAGGGUUACAUUGACCUUUCGAAGCGCCGGGUAUCCCCAGAAGACAUUGUAAAGUGCGAGGAGAGAUACAACAGGAGCAAAAUGGUCCACUCGAUUAUGCGCCAUGUCGCUGAGAAGACAACGGUCCCUAUUGAGGAGCUCUACGAGAAGAUCGCAUGGCCACUGAACAAGAAGUACGGACAUGCUGUAGAUGCUUUCAAGCUAUCGAUAACCAACAACGAUGUCUGGUCCGAUAUCGACUUUCCAAGUGAGGUUGCAUCAGAGGAGCUGAAGUCAUAUAUCGGAAAGCGUCUCACACCCCAGCCGACAAAGGUCCGAGCAGACGUCGAGGUCACAUGCUUUGGUUAUGAAGGUAUCGACGCAGUCAAGACAGCGCUUCGAACAGCUGAAGCCAGAAAUACCCCCGACAACCAAGUCAAGGUCAAGCUUGUUUCCCCGCCGCUGUACGUUCUGACGAGUACCUGUCUCGAGAAAUCUGUUGGUAUUCAAACUCUGGAAGAGGCAAUUGUCGAUAUCCGGAAAAAUAUCGAGGGAGCCGGAGGAAGCUGUGUUGUCAAGAUGGAGCCAAAGGCCGUCACAGAGAACGACGAUGCGGAGCUGCAAGCCCUGAUGGAGAAGCGUGAGAGAGAGAACGCCGAGGUCGGUGGAGAUGAGAGCCAGAGCGAGAGCGACGAGAAUGCCGUGGAGGUGAUGUAA